AUGUCUGACCCGCCAUUUACCGUCCGCGCGGUCUUCGAAUAUGCUUCGGGCCAUGAUGACGACCUCAGCUUCCCGAUCGGUCAAAUCGUGACCGUCACCGCCUUGGAGGAUGACGAUUGGUACUACGGCGAAUACUCAGAUGCCCAGGGUGCCAAGCAGGAGGGAAUAUUUCCAAAGAACUUCGUCGAGAAGUACGAGCCUCCGGCUCCUCCGAGACCGUCUCGUCCCAGACCAAAGAAGGAGCCCGAGCCCGUGCCAGUGGAGACCCCUGCGGUUGAGAGCAAGCAGCUUGAGCCCGAAGCCGAGCCAGAGGUGGUGCCCGCGCAGGAAGAACAUGAUCUGACAUCUGCGCAACCCCCUGUACCUCAGUCUCCCCCUCUACCUGCGAGUGCCCCUGUAACAGAAGCUGCGAUUCCACCCCCACAGCCGGCAAAGGCGCCAGCUCCCGCCCCUCCCGUGGCCGCAGCUGAACCCGCUGCCAAGGUUGCCUCAAAACCUGCCGCCCCAGCUGUCGCAGAGAAGCCGUCGGGGUCAUCAUUCAGAGAUCGUAUCGCUGCGUUCAAUAAGCCCGCCGCAGCACCAGUAACCCCAUUCAAACCGAGUGGCUCCCAGCCAUCCUUUAUCAAGAAGCCUUUCGUUGCCCCACCUCCAAGCCGGGAUGCCUACAGACCUCCGCCAAGGGAGCCCGCCCCCAAGAUUUAUAGGAGAGAGGAGGACCCGGACGUGAAGGAACAGAUUGCUCGGGAGCCUCCGGUCUCUGAAAGCCGAGCUGCUCCCACCGAAGGGGGCGAAGAGGGUGCAGAGGACCAGCCCAAGCCGACUAGUCUGAAAGACCGAAUUGCUUUGCUCCAGAAGCAGCAAUUAGAGCAAGCUCAGCGUCAUGCAGAAGCAGCCCAGAAGAAGGAGAAGCCCGCUCGCCCUCCUCCUAGGAAGUCAACGGACGAACCUGUCGCUCCUACACUUGGUGAUGAACAAGAUACCUCUCACGCCGAGGAACCUGCGACUGCUCGUGACCCCAGUGUUGAUACAUUGAGAGCUGCGGUUCCUCCUCCACAGCCCCCUGUUCCGUUCUCGCCCACCCAGGACAUCUCCAGUGACGUCAAUGACGCCGAUGCCUCCGGUGCUGCAGACUCGGAGGAUGCGGGUGACUCGUCCACUAGCAAGGAUGAGGUGGAUCAGCCUGAGCCUCGUCCGACCUCUCAGCGUCAUCCAUCAACUCGCACUGUCGAUCAAGCUACCGAGGCAGAUGUCGAAGACGAGGGUGAUGCAGAAGAAGAGGAAGAAAUGGACCCUGAAACCAAGCGCAGAAUGGAAUUGCGUGAGCGAAUGGCUAAGAUGAGCGGCGGCAUGGGAAUGAUGGGUCUUUUCGGACCACCCGGUGGCAUGCCGGGCAUGUCUGGUCCUGCUCCUCGCAAGCCCAAGACUCCUGGCGAGUCAGAGAAGAAACUGGGAGAGGAGCCUGAGCCCACAUCGCCUGCCCAUGCACCUCCAGUUCCCCUUCCGGGCAUGAACAUAGCUAGCAAGCCGAUGCCUCCUGCUGCUGAAGUAGAAAAGGAAGCGGAAGAACCCUCCGCCACUCCUGUCACUGAACAACAUUCCGCACGUGAGGUGCCAGAUGUCGAAGAGGUUGUUCACGAAGGGGCAGUGCCUCGGGCCUCUAUCGAUCGUCAGGCCCCGGUCCCUCCAUCUCAAGAACGUUCCGCGCCUCCUCCGCCUCCUCGUGAGCCAAGACCUGCUCCGCCGGUUCCAGGAGAGCCACCUGCUUCCCCUCCACCAGUCCCAGGGGGCCGACCAGUUCCUCCUCCACCGAGGCCCACAACUGCCGACAAAGGUGAGGAGUCUGAUGACGAAUUGUCGGUGCACUUGCCUAGUCUCUCUUUACAUGACUCGGCCGCUCCACCUGCCGUGCCUGCGCCUGCGAUUCCUGAUCAAGUUGAUUCUCGCCGUUCUUCAACAUAUGACCCGGCGUCAUCUACGGUCUCGACUCCCGCAGCCGAGAAGAGGGCCAGUCGUUUACCACCCCCUAUUCCAGUCAAUCCACCCAUGUCGCCACCAUCACAAGGGCGCGCUCCUCCGCCUCCGCCUCCCGACCAACUUCGCCGCCGAUCUACUACCGAUAGUCGCACCAGCGCGAUAUCCCCUCCUCAACAGGCUGGAGAAGAUACCGAGGGAGAGGUCACCGAAUACGACGGGGACUACGACACUGACAUCGCGUCAGGAGUGAAACACAAGGAUGCUCUGAAAACCCACCACCGUGAUUCUAGCUUUGACGAGGGUACUAUCACCGACGACCAAUCUAUUCAAUCCCCCCGAAGCCCUCAGGAAUCUCGCCAUCCCCCGCCUCUCCCGCCUACGGCCCCCAGAGCAGUACCUCCUCCACCCCCAAGUCAGCCGCCUCGAAAUGCUCGUGCGUCCAUUGACACACCCAGGGGACCGCCGCCCCCUCCACCCAACAGAGAGCCUGUCGGUGGUGAGGAUAAUGAUGAGUACGACCCAUUCAACUAUGCCGCUCCCCAUCACAGUCUGGCCACGUCUCCGCCCUUCCCGCCUGGUCGCCCAGAGGUCCCACCCCCAGUCCCACCUCGUCAAGCGACCGAUGAAUAUGAUGAUUUGUAUGAUGCCCCUCCAGUGCGGAGCCCGACCACAGAAAGGCCCCCUGCCUUCCACGAGAAGCGUCCUUCACAGGCGCCUCCGCCUCCCCAAAACCAAGCUCCGAGUUUGCCGUCCCCCUCCGUAGCCCGAAGCCAGCGAGCAUCUAUGGAUCUUCUGAGGAAUCAACCUAACGUUCGUCGGUCCAUGGAUGUUUCUCGCCCAUCUGUUGACCAAGGUUACAUUGCCACUGACAUUGAGUUCGCCGAAUAUACUCUCUGGUGGACUCAGCCCAACACGCCGCCUCCAGUCUUCCAGAAUCGCAACGAUCUUCUUUUCGAGAUCGAGGAGACUUCUUCCACAAAGCGUGGUGGCAAGACGACUGUAUCAAAGGAUGUCUACGUACUGUUCAUUGAUUACUCUCAGACAGUCUUGCACGUUCAAUUCGACUCUCGAAACCCUGCAGACGCUUCUUUCGAGCAGCGCCAUGAACCACCGCCGCUUCAGCCUCGCCAGGAUCAGCUUGAGCAGGCCCAUACGCAGUUCGGAGCUCGAAUUUCCGAAGCGGUCAACUCGAUACAGAACUCUACUGUUGGAGACGGCACUCCGUUCGGGCUCGUUCAACAUCUGCUCAGCCCUCUUUCCGACGCGCUGCUUCCCAUUGGUACUCGCGGGUACGGAGCUUUGGUCUAUUCCAACCUAGCCAAUGCCUCCGUGUCACAAAACGACGAGAUCCGCGCUGGUGACAUCGUCAGCUUCCGCAAUGCCCGCUUCCAGGGUCACCGGGGAACCAUGCACCAGAAGUACAGCGCUGAGGUUGGCAAACCCGAUCACGUUGGAAUCGUGGUUGACUGGGAUGGCACCAAGAAGAAAAUCCGAGCGUGGGAGCAAGGCCGGGAAAGCAAGAAAGUCAAGAUGGAGAGCUUCAAGCUGAACGAUCUCCGCAGUGGCGAAUGCAAGGUCUGGCGAGUGAUGCCCCGUAGCUGGGUGGGCUGGGAAGCCAACAAAUAG
Molecule: messenger RNA, 3600 nt
Organism: Penicillium bovifimosum
Lineage: Eukaryota; Fungi; Ascomycota; Eurotiomycetes; Eurotiales; Aspergillaceae
Product: SH3 domain protein
Exons: 3
Coding region: 1-3600 (1199 amino acids)
Molecular function (GO): protein binding
Source: RefSeq, a predicted model, not a curated record